AUGGCGCCUGGUAUACUAGCCCCUGAGCCGACCUUCACGGUCAAGGAGAUGGUGAAAAGUACCAAGGAGAAGCACAACUUUGGAGCAGUUAUUGACGAUCUCGACCUUGAUAACAUCAGUGACUCCGACGUGAAGGCACUAUCUGAUGCGAUCUGGACCCAUAAGCUGGUGGUUGUCAAGGGCCAGAAGGAUCUCGCACCCAUUAAACAAUGGGAGCUUGUCACACGCUUCGAUCCUAAAGCACCUCACGUGCACUCCCACGGUGAUGUGAAGACCUUCCACAAGCAGGGCGGCUUACUUUCGAAAGGACGUGAUGUUGUCGGUAUACCUGGUGCAGAAAACGUUCGUCUAAUCGGCAAGGGCUACCAGGGAGCAGACCACUACGGUAUCAAAGACACGACGAUCAAGAAGGAAAUCGCACAUGCAUGGCAUGACAAACCGCUUUCAGCAGAAGAAUAUGCCCAAGGCCAUACACGCUUCCAGAGGUGGCAUAUCGAUGCACCACUAUAUGCCCGCGAUCCAGCCUGGUUCACAACGCUCCGCUGCAUCAAGCGACCCACAUCCCCUGAACUGACCAUACAUUGGGAUGACGGCAGUGGUUUGACCAUGACCACCGAACCUGGUCUGACCGCCUUCUUCAGCAACGUCCAGACAUACAACAUGAUGACAGAGCAAGAAAAGAAGAUUGCUGAUCACUCAUGGGUCGAGUACGCACCUCAUCCUUACCAGUGGAUGGGUGACUGCAAAGCCCGAUCGCACGGCCUAGGCGUAGUAAGCCAAGGUAAAGAGAAAUUAUUGGAAGACCUUGGCCCUUACGAUGAGAAAGAUAUCAAGCGCUACCCAAUGGUAUGGGUCAACCCCGUAACCGGCGAACGAGCCUUUAUGGUUCAUGGUAUCUGCGUCCGGCGAGCUUUUGUUCGCUCCAGCGAAGACGAGGAACCGACUAUCAUCGAUCAUGUAGCUGAGAUAAGGGAGUGGCUAAAGCCAAUUCAGGAACGCGUUCUCAAGCCUGAGUAUAUCAUGCUACCGAAGGUGGAGGAGGGUGACAUCAUCAUGUGGGCGAACUAUCAAAUGUUUCAUACUGCGGUUGAUUACCCAGAUCAUUGGGGUGCGAGGACAAUGCAUCAGGCUAACAUUGGUGCCAGUAGUGGGCCAGUUGGACCGGUGAUUGUUCCUGGUGUUGCGUAGGAGAAGGCAUUACAAGGACAUUUCACAGCGAGUAUAAAGUUCGAGAACAUGGCCAACGUACUUCCAUUAGUUUCUUCUUAAUGUCACGACUAC
Molecule: messenger RNA, 1281 nt
Organism: Alternaria alternata
Lineage: Eukaryota; Fungi; Ascomycota; Dothideomycetes; Pleosporales; Pleosporaceae
Product: Clavaminate synthase-like protein
Exons: 3
Coding region: 1-1188 (395 amino acids)
Molecular function (GO): oxidoreductase activity
Source: RefSeq, a predicted model, not a curated record